AUGGACUGCACCUUCUCCUUCAGCUCUGCCACGCAGCACUUGCCACAGCGGGAUGAGGAGCAGCUGCAGCAGUGGAAGUGCUCUCGGCCCUGGUACCAUGGUGCUGAGCACAGCCCGAGCCCAGGGGACCAGGGGAGAACAAGGAGCCCAGCUGGGCAGGGGAGUCUGAGCAGGCGCUUGGAGCCGCUGGAGUGCCGGGAUCUGCUUGUGCAGAACGCCCUCUUCACUGGGGACCUGGAGAUGCUGCAGAAGUACUUCACCAGGGAUUCAGCCAUCAAUCUCAUCAUUGAGGCCAGGGGUGCUGAGCUGCGCUGGACUAGCAGGAAACGUGGACUCUGGUCUCUGAGCUAUGAGCAGGAGCUGACCACGCCGCUGCACAUCACGGCCAGCCGUGGCUACACGGGCUGUCUGCGGCUGCUACUGCUCAGGGGAGCCACCGUCAACUUCGCCCCGGGUGGCACAACCGCGCUGCACGAGGCCUGUGCAGCUGCCAGCGCCGCCUGUGCCCGCCUGCUGCUCGCCUUUGGCGCUGACCCCGAGGCCGUCUCACAGGAUGGCCACAGGCCCCUACAUCUCUGCAAGAGCCCGGACUCCAUUGAGUGUGUGCAGGAGCUGCUGCAGCACGGUGCCAGUGUGAAGAGUCGGACAGAGGAGGAAGGCGACACGGCGCUGCAUGUAGCAGCACGACAUGGCCUGACAGACCACGUCCAGCUGCUGCUGCGCCAUGGGGCAGAGCUGGAAGCCGAGAACGAGGAGGGGCAGACACCACUGAACGCUGCCUGUGCACAGCCCCAUCAGCCCCAGGACAUGGACCGCUACUACCGAGUGUGCCAGAUGCUGGUGGAGAGUGGUGCCAGUGUCAACACUGCGGACAGGGACCGGCAGCGCCCGCUCCACCUGGCCUGCAAGAAUGCCAACGCUCGCGUGGCAGAGUUAUUACUGACCCAGGGUGCAAACGUCAACAUCAUGAGCUACAGUGGCAACACGGCGCUGCACAACAUCCUGCAAGCAGCUGCCUACAAGCUGGAGCACCAGCCAGAGCUUGUGGUGCAAGUCCUGCUCAACCACGGCGCCAUACGCAUCUGGCCCGGCUCCCUCCUCAAGGUGCUGCGGCACUGCCACAGCUGCCCACGCGCCAUCGAGGCCCUGAUCAACAGCUACGACCGUGUGCAUGUCUCUGAGGACUGGGCAGAAGCGGUGCCCACGGAGGUGGUGCAGAAAUACCCACGUUUCUACCAGUCACUCUUCUCUCUGGGGCAAAGACCUCGCUCCUUGCAGCACCUGGCUCGCUGCACUCUCAGGACCUUCCUGGAGGGCCGGUUGCUGACGGUUCUGUCUGAGCUGCACCUGCCAAAGGCCUUGCACCAUUUCCUGCUGCUCAGCUUUGAGGACGUUCUCUACUGA
Molecule: messenger RNA, 1404 nt
Organism: Colius striatus (speckled mousebird)
Lineage: Eukaryota; Metazoa; Chordata; Aves; Coliiformes; Coliidae
Gene: ASB10
Product: ankyrin repeat and SOCS box containing 10
Exons: 5
Coding region: 1-1404 (467 amino acids)
Biological process (GO): protein localization to ciliary inversin compartment; intracellular signal transduction
Cellular component (GO): ciliary inversin compartment
Molecular function (GO): protein binding
Source: RefSeq, a predicted model, not a curated record